Molecule: messenger RNA, 8276 nt
Organism: Labrus mixtus (cuckoo wrasse)
Lineage: Eukaryota; Metazoa; Chordata; Actinopteri; Labriformes; Labridae
Gene: col22a1
Product: collagen, type XXII, alpha 1
Exons: 64
Coding region: 316-5154 (1612 amino acids)
Source: RefSeq, a predicted model, not a curated record
AGUUCCCUCCCACUCAGUCCAACCAUCCACAAGGUCUCUGAAGCUCACCUCACCUCACUUUCCAAAAAACAUUGUACACUGGAUUGUCACUCUGGAUUAUACUGUCAUACCCACUUUGAAUUCUGGGGCCUGCAGGAGAGAUAUCUGGAAUUAUUAUCACCUGAUAAUGAUGCUGCCCCGGUGCUGAUUCAGGGUGUGAGUGCUGGAGAAUUUACAGACACCUUGGUAACACUGACUGAGUGACAGGCCAGACUUGGGACAGCUUGAUGGUGGUAAUAAGUUAAAAAAAAAAAAUAGACUGAAAGCAAGGUCGAGAUGGAAUUACGACUGGGAUUAAGGAUCACCCUGGUCUUUGUCAUCCUGGUUUUGACUCUUUCCGGUGAGACAGUGGAAGCAGCACAGAGGGCAGGAUGUAAAAACGUCCACUAUGACUUAGCAUUCAUCCUGGACACCUCAUCCAGUGUUGGAAAAGACAAUUUUGAGAAGAUCCGGCAAUGGGUGGCCAACAUCGUGGAGUCUUUUGAUGUGGCCCCUGACAAGACGAGAGUCGCCGUGGUGCGCUACAGUGACAGACCCACCACUGAAUUCAACCUGGGUAAACACAGGACCCUGGAGGAUGUGAAGCAAGCCGCCCGUAACAUACGCUACCUGGGGGGAAAUACAAUGACUGGUGAUGCUAUCAGCUACACCACCACCAACAUCUUCACCGAGCGAAACGGAGCAAGGCCGGCGGCCAGAGGUAUCCAGAAGGUGGCCAUCCUUCUCACAGAUGGCCGAAGCCAGGAUUAUGUUCUUGAGCCCUCCAAGGAAGCUGCCAAAGCUGGCAUCCGGAUGUUUGCUGUUGGCAUCGGGGAGGCUUUAAAGGUAGAGCUGGAAGAGAUUGCGGCCGAGCCAAAGAAUGCACACGUCUUCCAUGUGACGGACUUUAAUGCCAUUGACAAGAUCAGGGGCAGGUUGCGGAGGAGGCUGUGUGAAAAUGUCCUGUGUCCAAACAUGAAGGUCCAACCUGAUCGCUUUAAGCCCAACAGCACCAGUUAUGGUCUUGAAGAGGUUCCAGGGUUCGACCUGAUGGAGCACUUCAAUGUGAGAGAUAUUCUGGGAACCAGAGAUGAUGAUGGCCAGAGUUCUUACGUACGCCUUGGCACCAUGCCAAUUGUACAGCAAACAGAGGACGUGUUUCCUCAAGGGCUGCCUGAUGAAUACGCCUAUGUGACAACGUUCAAAUUCAGGAAAACCUCAAGACGUGAGGACUGGUAUCUCUGGCAGGUUUUCGACAAAUAUGGUAUCCCACAGGUGUCCAUCCGCCUGGAUGGAGAGAACAAGGCCGUGGAGUACAACGCUGUCGGACUGACAAAGGACGCUGUCAGAGCUGUGUUCAAGAACCAAGAAGUCGACAAUCUGUUUGAUCGCAACUGGCACAAGAUCGCCCUCAGUGUGGAGGCCAAGUCUGUGUCUCUGUACCUGGACUGCAAACACAUCCAGACUCUGCCCAUUGAAGACAGGGAGGACAUUGACAUCCAGGGCAAGACAGUGAUUGGGAAGAGACUAUAUGACAGUGUGCCAAUUGAUUUUGACCUACAAAGGAUGAUGAUUUACUGUGACUCCAAGCAUGCAGAGUUGGAAACCUGCUGCGAUCUACCCAACGGACCUUGCCCAAAGAAAGUCGUUACAGAGGCCCCCCCUGUGCAGAUCCCCACUCCAACACCUACAGUUGCGGAGCAACAGAGAGGACCUCAAGCAAACUGCUCUUGCCCUCCAGGAGAGAAGGGAGAGAAUGGUUCGUCCGGUGCAGCAGGUCCUAAGGGUGAAAAGGGGGACUCUGGCCUUAAGGGCGCCGUGGGACCAACUGGAAACAAAGGAGAUAAGGGAGAAACUGGCAAAGUAAUCUCUGUCAAAGGUGACAGAGGUGAGAAGGGUGAUAGAGGAACAUUAGGGUUAACAGGUGCUGCUGGACAAAAAGGAGAGAAGGGACUUGGAGGUUUACCCGGUAUUGAUGGCUUAUCUGGAGACAAAGGAGACAAAGGUGCCACUGGGGUGCCUGGAGGAGAAGGGAUGCCAGGUCCAGCAGGAUUAAAGGGAAUUCAAGGGGAUGCAGGGAUGGUGGGCCUACCAGGUCCUAAAGGAGUAACUGGUGAAGCUGGUACAAGAGGUGAAAAGGGAGCUCCGGGAGUAAACGGCCUGGCAGGUUUGGAUGGAUUCCCUGGCAAGCCUGGUGUCCCUGGGCAAGAUGGGUUGAGAGGAACUGUUGGUGCACCCGGAGCAGGAGGCAUUAAAGGCACCAAGGGAGAGAGAGGCCUUCCCGGAUUACCUGGGGAUGUGUUUCAAAAAGACGGACUUCAGGGUGAAAAGGGAGUUUCUGGACCUCCUGGGCCUCCAGGGGCUGAUGGUCCCCCGGGGCCUCCUGGUCCUCCUGGUCUUCAGGGGCUACCCGGAAGUCCCGGAGAGUUUGGCCAGAGGGGGAAAAAAGGUGAAAGUGGAUUGCCUGGAGUGGACGGCCUUCCUGGACCUCCUGGUCCUCAGGGUCCAGCUGGGCAAGCAGGAAUUCGAGGACACACUGGACCUCCUGGUCUACCUGGUGAAAUUGGAUUUUCAGGCAAACCUGGAGAGCCUGGAAAAGAGGGUCUUCCUGGUAAAGACGGUUUGGACGGACUUCAAGGAAAUGAUGGUGCAACGGGACCCAGGGGUGAGCGUGGAGCAGAUGGUUUUCCUGGCAAGCCUGGGCCUAAGGGUGACGACGGGCCUCCUGGACCAAGGGGACCUCCAGGGGAGAGAGGAGAAGCUGGUUCCCCUGGACCAGGAGGUGCAGUUGGAACAAGGGGAGACAGGGGUGUUCCAGGAGAAAGAGGACAGGCUGGACCAUUUGGACCAAAAGGUGAAAAGGGCGACAAGGGUGAAGUGGGAGCAGGGGGACCGCCUGGCAUUCCAGGAAAUGGAUUACAUGGAGUGAAAGGAGAUAAGGGCGAUCAAGGGAAUCCAGGAGAGCUGGGUCAACGAGGGUUACCUGGUGAACAAGGCUUUAAGGGACCAGCAGGACCAGUGGGACCAAAAGGUGACAGUGGACCUGCAGGCGAGACAGGGCGUGUUGGAGACCCUGGUCCACCUGGCAUAGCUGGUCUUCAAGGUUCUCGUGGAUUACCAGGGAAUGUGGGCAUACCAGGGAUCAUCGGGCCUCCUGGUCCAGCUGGGCAGAGAGGGGACAAGGGAGAAUCAGGUAAACCAGGACAAGCAGGUCCCGCAGGCCCAUCCGGCGAGCCCGGUUUGAUAGGACCACCCGGACCCCCAGGGAAAGGGAAAGAUGGCCAAAAUGGAGACCCAGGACCACAGGGGAUACAAGGACCCCCAGGGCUAAAGGGCCAACCAGGGUCAAGGGGAGAAGCCGGGGUGCCAGGAGAGACAGGUCCUGCAGGAGAAGGCAAAAUGGGUCAACAGGGGCCUCCAGGAAAUAAUGGACAACCAGGAUCUGCGGGCUUGAGGGGUCCACCAGGAGUUGCUGGUCCUCAGGGCCCAGCUGGACAUAACGGUUUGCCAGGAAGGCCAGGAGAAAAGGGGUCACAAGGAGAGCCUGGAAAGGCCGCAGAUAUCUCUGACCUGAAUCUGAAGGAUGUAUGCUCAGACUGCCCCGCAGGUCCUUCUGGACCACCAGGUCUCCCAGGAAUCCCAGGAGACAAAGGACACCCGGGAACUCCAGGGAAAGAUGGUCAAGAUGGUUUCCAGGGAGCGCCGGGACUGGCUGGACCUCAAGGGCCCCCUGGAACCGAUGGAGGAAAGGGUCUUAAAGGUGAUAAAGGAACUCCGGGCAGCCCUGGAGACAAAGGAGACAAGGGUCACCCAGGACCCCCUGGUCAUCCCGGUACACCUGGCUUAAUGGGUGCACCUGGUAACGAUGGCCAGCCCGGCCCUGUUGGCCCCCCGGGGUCCCCUGGAGAAAAGGGUAAAGAGGGUCUCAAAGGAAUCCAAGGCCCGCCGGGUCUACCUGGCUUAAUUGGUCAACCUGGGAAAAUGGGGAAAGAUGGUAGACCUGGUGAAACGGGAGAACCUGGCAAACAAGGUGAACCUGGACCACAAGGGAAUCCUGGGCUUAGAGGUCUCCCGGGCUUUAAGGGCCACAGAGGAGAAUCUGGAACUCCCGGCACGAAGGGAGAAGAUGGAAAGUCUGGACUACCUGGACGUGAUGGAAAACCUGGGAAGGAGGGCCCAAUUGGACCUUCAGGCCGAGAAGGACUAAAUGGACCGAGAGGAGAGACGGGGCAGCCAGGGGAGCCUGGACCAUCAGGAAAAGGUGGCCUCCCUGGAACUCCAGGUCUCAGGGGAGACAAGGGAGAGCCUGGCAGCCCAGGAUUACCCGGCUUUAGUGGGCCUAAAGGUCCCACGGGUCCUCCUGGUCCCAUUGGCCCCGAGGGGAAACAGGGCAUGCCAGGCAGAGUUGGUGAUCGUGGACACAAAGGAGAUAAGGGAGAUCCAGGUACGAAGGGAGAUAAAGGACACUCGGGAGAAUCAGGGAUUCCUGGAAACCCUGGACCCCCAGGCAGAAAGGGCCACACAGGGAUGAUGGGCAUGUCAGGACCGCCAGGAGAAAUAGGAGCUCCAGGGUCCCAAGGACCUUCAGGAAACCCUGGUAUCCCAGGACAAAGGGGAGAGUCAGUAUCACUGGAGCAGAUGAGACGGCUCAUCCAGGAGGAGCUGGCAAAACAAUUAGAUGCUAAAAUGGCGUACCUCAUGGCUCAGUUCCAGCCGGCCCACGUGAAGAGCACAGCUGGUCGUCCAGGACCUCCAGGCCCUCAGGGUAAAGACGGCAAUUCUGGACGACCUGGGCCACCUGGAGAACCCGGUAUGCCCGGACAGAAUGGAGGAGAAGGACCCAGAGGACCCAUGGGUCCUAAAGGUGAGAAGGGAACCAAAGGAGAAAAGGGAGAUGCUGGUAUCGGAGAAAGAGGAGUGCAAGGACCCAGUGGCCCCAUAGGUCCAGCCGGUCUGCCUGGAUAUGGUAAAGACGGAAGCCCAGGACAAGCUGGAGCCCAGGGAGAGCCAGGAAACCCCGGCCCCCACGGACAGUCCGGACCUCCAGGUCCUCCUGGACAAUGUGACCCCAGCCAGUGUGCCUACUAUGCCAGCCUGGCACAAAGACCCCACACCAAAAAUGUAAAGGGGACUUAAAAAAAAAGAAGAGAUACAAAGAGCUUGAAGUCCAGCUGUAUUUAUGAACUUGGUUGUGUCCGUCUGAAUCAAGAACUUUUUACUUUUCAAGAUCACCUCAGUAUGGAGGGCUGAAGCAAUAUGUGCUGCCGGUCAGAUUCAUUGUUUUGUUUGUUUUUGGUAUGAAGUUUGGGAUGAUGAGCUUUAAGCAUUGAGGAACAUUAUCAGAUUAAAUAUGCGGUAAAGAGGGCAGCUAAACAGUUUUUCUUUUCUCUUCACUUGCAUGCUUCCUGUAAAGUAUAUAGGAAGAGAGCAAGGAUGACGCAAUUCUCUGCUCCUGAACAGCCCCAUCGGGAGUAAAGAUUUGGGUAUAUGAGAUUUCAUCAAUAAUCUUCAAAAAAUUCAGACAGGCAUUUCCUUCAGGAUUUGUCUGCACCUCAGUUUUUUUUCUCCCGCUUCACACUAUUUUGCAUCAAUUACAAUUCGCAGCCCACACUGUCCUGCACGACAUAAUAGAUGUGAGUUACUGCACACUAAAUUGAUUUCUUCCAGAGACCCUUUACCUGUCUAUUGGUAAUAACUCAGUCAAGACAACUAUCUGUUAUAUUGUCAUUGAUGGGAAUGGUAGGUACUGACCGUGUGAGGCACCAUUUCAAAUACCAAUAGUGAUUUUGUGUGGGAGGAGUGCUAAUGAGUUAACGUGGGGAGUGAUGAAUGACCACAUUUGUGCUUUCCAUGCUUCCAAGCUGGAGGUAGUGUUCUUAUGCAGCUCUGUUUUGUGUUGUAUUAGCAUAUCAUCACAAAAUAAAAUAACUUUAGGAAAAAAAUCCCCCCUUAACCAAAUUUAACAAAUUAUUCCCAAUUUGAACCUGUUUGUUCAAUUUAGGCAGCAGCAAAACAGACUUUUUUUUCUGGAAAUAACUGUCCAUCAAAGGUUUAUUUGAAAAUGUGUCAAAUAUAUCCCAUAAAUCUAACAUACUUUUGAUUGAUUCCUUCAAACUCACCCACAGGAGGCUCAUUCAGUGUAAAGGAGAAAAGUGGAGGCAGGAAGAAAUGUCAUUGAUUUGUACUUUUUAUGUUCUAAUGAAGUGGCUCUGGUCAUUCUCUCAUUGAGGUAUGCAUAGACUUGAGCAGUAAACAGCUUUAAGGAGGUGGUAUAAUUGCUGCCUUUGUUCACCUUUCCUGAAAAGCUGCCUGUUUCACGGUGCUCUCUCUAAAUGUGUCAUUUCCUUUCUGCUCGCUGAGGCUUAUUAAGUGCCUACGCUGUGGCAGUGCCCGGGCAGCUCGGCGCUGCUGUGAAAAGACAUUGCUUUUCUUAUUUGUCCCCUGGAACCUUAAAUUGGAGAGCUGCUUCCCUGCAUCCUGAUGACCCGAGCAUUGUGAAAACCAUUUCAAAGAUGUUUUGCCUUUCGUCCCUCAUGGACCAAUUAAACCUCUCCCCAGUCUCAAACUUACUGGUCAUCUAGAACCUAUUUAAUAGCCCCUCCACAGAAGGGAUCGCAUUUGUCUUCUUUUACAAAACAUGAAGAAAAGCUUCUGCACAUAUAAAGACAAGAAGGAAGUCGGAGGACAAUCCUUUUAAGUAGAGUGCAGAAAUCAUUUGAGAGGUUGGCAAGACAAUCACUAUUACCUGGAGUCAAAGAUCCACAAUAUGUGCAAUUAUAGGUAUAAGCAUUCUUUCUCAGAUUAAGUAAUGGCAUGUCAUUAUAAGGAAUGUAUCUUUGACCUAACAGAUGUGUGUGUGUACAGCAGACUGGUUUACGCCUAACUUUCCUUUAAUGGUUGCUCUGAAGGUAGUAGACUCAUAAAGCUGUGCAUUUUUUAAUAAGUAACAUUUUCCUCCUGUAAAUGGAUCUCAUAUCAAACGAAAUACAAAUUUGCUUAAUUAGAUUAAUCUGACAUUUUGUUGGUACAACAUAAUUUGGUCUUGUAUGACCAUUAGUUUUUGGAGGCUAAAUUCAAAUGUGUUGGAAAAGGUUGAAUUCAAAGUUGACCAGUAUUACAAGAGACAAUUUCUACACAAUGGCAUCUGAUCCACAACAGUCAGAGCCUGUGUCCACAGACAGCGCAGAGUAGUGUCUCCUCCGCCAUUAUUGUUGACAAAGCUGAUAUCAGUAGUCCUGCCUCUUCUUGAUUUUGAUUUGUCGGUGAGGGGGAAUAGACAUUGACAAGUGUGGCGCUGUUCUAAAGUUGAACUUCUUUGAACUGAGAGCGCUGUGAGUACAGCGACAAAAAACUGCUGAUUGGUAUUGUAUUGAAAACCAGUCGCUUCCAGGGCAAAAAACACACAUAUAUGGGACACAGGCCCUUAUAUGUACAAGUUUUUAUACAAGUUGGCUGGCUCGUAGCCAAGGCAAGGUCUGAAGGUAGAAAACAAAUAACUGAAGAUUACUUAUUUUUAAUGAUCCAUGGUCAUGCCAUGAGCUUUAAACAUCCAACACAAUUCUUAAAAAUUAAUGGUUUAUAUUUAGCGAGGAAGCUAGGGUAACUAGCUACUUUCACUGUUACAUCAUUUGGCCCAAAAAAACCCUGAACCUGUUACUUCACUUCUGAGGUUCAGCUCUACAUAUGCCAUAUUCAUUUGCCUUCAAAGCAGCGCAGAAAUAUUUUAAACAUUAAAGCAGAAAACUGCUUUAAUUGCAAUAACGUUCAACUGUAGAGUAGAACCAAACUGCUCCUCAAAGCGUGAUUGGUAUGAAUGACCUGCUUUCUUGUCACUCUCAUAUCUUUCAGUUUGCUGUUUCUUUGUCAGUGGUUUAGUAAUGAACAUUUAAACCGUUGCAGUAUUGCAACUUUGUUGCUUUGUAAAUACAUGUUACAAUUACCAAUACACUACAGGUUGCUUCUACAUUGCUUUAAAUGGCUUAAAACUUUCCUAUGCAUAUAACACAAACAUCUUUCAUCACUCAUAUGAGCUAUUGUAGCAAAUUGAAAUAUCUUUUAAGUUAUAGUGCUAAAUUAUUCAGGAUUUAAACCAAUACAAAUGUGUCUUCAUGCCUUAUCACACAUUUAUUAACCUGAUUUCCUUAUCUUUUACUGAUGAAUUGGUGCUAGAAUAUUUUAAAUUAGUAACAUAGUGUAAGUAUGGGAAAGACAAAUGUACUGUACUGUAUAAUAAAGACUGGAAUGGAUUCAUUUUAUAA